Messenger RNA from Penicillium cataractarum, 1497 nucleotides. RefSeq names its product L-lactate dehydrogenase (cytochrome). The transcript is spliced from 3 exons. Gene Ontology annotation, molecular function: heme binding; L-lactate dehydrogenase (cytochrome) activity. Bases 1 to 1497 code for a protein of 498 amino acids. Gene Ontology annotation, biological process: lactate metabolic process. The record is from RefSeq and is a predicted model, not a curated record. NCBI's taxonomy places the organism in Eukaryota, Fungi, Ascomycota, Eurotiomycetes, Eurotiales, Aspergillaceae.
AUGAGCCAAAAAUUGACCGGCGCGGCAGUCGCCGAGCACAACUCCAAGGACUCGUGCUGGGUCAUUGUCCACGGAAAAGCCUACGAUGUCACCGAGUUCCUGCCAGAACACCCCGGCGGUCAAAAGAUCAUUCUCAAGUAUGCAGGCAAGGAUGCGACCGAGGAGUUCGACCCUAUCCACCCUCCUGACACCCUGGACAAGUACCUCGACCAGUCCAAGCACCUCGGUGAGGUCGACAUGAGCACUGUGGAGCAAGAAGAGAAGGAGUUUGACCCUGAGGAGGCUGGUCGUCUGGAGCGCGUCAAGCAAAUGCCCCCGCUCGCCGCAUGCUACAACCUGAUGGACUUUGAGGCCGUCGCUCGACAGGUCAUGAAGAAGACGGCGUGGGCGUACUACUCCAGCGGAGCAGACGAUGAGAUCACAAUGCGCGAAAACCAUCACGCCUUCCACAAGAUCUGGUUCCGCCCCCGCGUCCUCGUCGACGUCGAACACGUCGACAUGACCACCACCAUGCUCGGCACACCCUGCUCCAUCCCCUUCUACGUAACCGCCACCGCACUCGGCAAGCUCGGCCACCCCGAGGGUGAGGUCGUGCUCACCAAAGCCGCCCACCAGCACGACGUCAUCCAGAUGAUUCCCACCCUCGCCUCAUGCUCCUUCGACGAGAUCAUCGAUGCCAAGCAGGGCGACCAAGUGCAAUGGCUCCAGCUGUACGUCAACAAGGACCGCGAGAUUACCCGUAAGAUCGUCGAACACGCCGAAGCCCGCGGCUGCAAGGGCCUCUUCAUCACAGUCGACGCACCGCAAUUGGGUCGUCGCGAGAAGGAUAUGCGUUCCAAGUUCAGCGACGCCGGUUCUGACGUGCAGUCCGGUGAUGACGGAAUUGAUCGCUCCCAGGGCGCUGCCCGCGCUAUCUCCUCCUUCAUUGACCCCGCGCUGUCGUGGAAGGAUAUCCCCUGGUUCAGGAGUAUCACGAAGAUGCCCAUCGUGCUGAAGGGUGUUCAAUGUGUCGAGGACGUCCUGCGCGCUGUCGAGGCCGGCGUCGAGGGUGUCGUUCUCUCCAACCACGGUGGUCGUCAACUCGAGACCGCCCGCUCCGGUAUCGAGGUCCUUGCCGAGGUUAUGCCCGCUCUGCGCGAGCGUGGCUGGGAUAAGCGUAUUGAAGUCUACGUUGACGGCGGUGUACGCCGCGCCACGGAUAUCGUGAAGGCGCUCUGCCUGGGCGCCAAGGGUGUUGGUAUCGGUCGUCCGUUCUUGUACGCCAUGUCCGCGUACGGUGUUGACGGUGUCAACCGCGCUAUGCAGUUGCUCAAGGAUGAGAUGGAGAUGAACAUGCGUCUGAUCGGCGCGACUCGUGUCGAGGAUCUCAACCCCAGCUUCUUGGAUACGCGGGGUCUGCUUGGUGGACACGCCGGUGCUAUUCCUUCUGAUACGCUCGGUCUGGGCGCGUAUGACCCUCUCCAGGCACCGCGGUUCAAUGAGAAGGCCAAGCUAUAA